CCCUCAACAAUGGCACGUUGUCAGCUGUAUAUUGUGGUUUUCCUUAUGGCCAUUUCCCUUUUGAAUAGCCAGGCAGUAGAAGGUUCGCUUCCUAGGAUUCUGGGAUUCUUCCUUCGCUGUACCAACGAUGAAAUGGGCUCACUUUGCACGGCCUGUGAGAGGACCUGUGGUCAAAAGGAAUCCGUAAACUGUGUGUUGAGCUGCAACGUAGGAUGUAUUUGCCAGACAGGAUGGAUACGGAAGAAUAACGUGUGCGUUCCAGUGGCCCAAUGCGACGAGAAGGACUUAAACUAAUGGGUUAAGUCAACAGGUUUUUCGUCUUAAUUAUGUGGAGUUAAGAUUAAAAACUCAAUUAGAACAUUCUAA
This is a messenger RNA of Drosophila eugracilis, 366 nucleotides long. Its product is annotated as chymotrypsin-elastase inhibitor ixodidin. The coding region runs from base 10 to 294 and encodes 94 amino acids. The record is from RefSeq and is a predicted model, not a curated record. The transcript has a single exon. Lineage: Eukaryota; Metazoa; Arthropoda; Insecta; Diptera; Drosophilidae.